Corylus avellana is the source of this 3351-nucleotide messenger RNA. Its product is annotated as Tetratricopeptide repeat (TPR)-like superfamily protein. Gene Ontology annotation, molecular function: protein binding. The record is from RefSeq and is a predicted model, not a curated record. NCBI's taxonomy places the organism in Eukaryota, Viridiplantae, Streptophyta, Magnoliopsida, Fagales, Betulaceae.
UUGCAUGUGGGUUUGAUUUGGGGAUAAGGGCCAACAUAUCUCAUAUGGAUUGGGCAACUAGGUUUGCAAUUUUUCUGCUAAGAUAACGGCAGGUCCGGUUUCCUCGUAUUCCUUGCUUCACUAGCUGUCUGAAAUCUCCAAUUGUUCAUCUGGGUAAGAUUCAAAUACCCAAGUGGUUCACCUCACAAAUAGCUAGAACAAUCUUGAACAUUUUCCUACUGCUUUAACUUCUCUGGGUAACAGAGUUGUUUUGUAUUUGAUUCAUUCAUGUAUUUAUUGUCACCUGUUUCUUCGAAGACACUGCUACCCUUUACGUAUCUUCUUCAAUACAUGUAUUAUAGUUUUGUUUGCAGUUGCAAAUUGAGGGAUUGCCUCAGUUCAGUUUUCCCAAAAUAACUCAUGAUAUAUGUUUCUGCAUUUUGAUAUUUCGAGUUGGUCAUGGGCAUCUAUUCUUGUAACAUGCUCGUUUAUCCCCACUCAACUUUCCCAUUAAUCAAUGAUAUUAGGAAGACCUUUUAUUUUCCAUUGGGAAACUCUAUUUUGCAAACCCCCACAAAUUUUGGAUUUCCCAAAAUCCGUUGUCAAUGGGUUGCGCCCAAUGUGGAAGAGAUGGAACAAACAGAAAUCCUGGUAGAGAAACCAAGGUUUACGUGGCUAGAGAUAGGACCUAACAUCACAGAAGCCCAAAAAAGGACUAUUGCUCAACUCCCUCCUAAGAUGACCAAACGAUGCAAGGCCUUAAUGAGGCAGAUUAUCUGCUUCUCUCCUCAGAAAUGCAGUUUGUCUGAUUUGUUGGCGGCUUGGGUGAGGAUUAUGAAGCCUAGGAGAGCUGACUGGCUUGCAAUUCUUAAAGAAUUGAGUACAAUGGAUCAUCCACUUUAUCUUGAGGUGGCGAAACUUGCCCUCCUAGAAGUAUCAUUUGAAGCCAAUGUUCGUGACUAUACUAAAAUAAUCCAUGGAUAUGGGAAGCAAAACCAACUUCAAGAGGCUGAAAAGACCCUCUUAGCCAUGAAGAGUAAAGGCUUCAUCUGCGAUCAGGUAAUUUUAACUGCCAUGAUUCACAUGUACAGCAAAGCUGGCAAUCUUGAGCUGGCUGAGGAAACUUUUGAAGAACUCAAGCUGCUCGGGCAACCUUUGGAUAAAAGAUCCUAUGGCUCAAUGAUCAUGGCCUACAUCCGAGCUGGAAUGCCCCAGCAAGGAGAAAUUUUACUUAGAGAAAUGGAUGCCCAAGAAAUAUACGCGGGAAGUGAAGUUUACAAGGCAUUGUUAAGAGCAUAUUCCAUGACUGGUGAUUCUAGAGGAGCUCAAAGAGUGUUUGAUGCACUUCAGUGUGGCGGUAUACCUCCUGAUGUUAAGAUGUGCGGGCUCCUUAUAAACGCAUAUGGGAUGGCAGGUCAAAGUCAAAAGGCAGCUAUUGCAUUUGAAAAUAUGAGGAGGGCUGGUCUUGAACCAAGUGAUAAAUGUGUAGCUUUAAUGUUGGCUGCAUAUGAAAAGGAGAACAAGCUUAACAAGGCAUUGGAAUUUCUAGUAAAAUUAGAAAGAUAUGGAAUUAUUCUUGGGAAAGAAGCUUCAGAAACACUGGCUAGGUGGUUUCAGAGAUUAGGGGUAGUAGAAGAAGUGGAGCUUGUCUUGAGAGAAUAUGCUGUAGGUGAAGCCAAUUUCGAAGUUCCCUCUUCCUAGGUUCCAGUCUUUCUUGCCAUAUUAUUGGUCUCAUGUACAUGUGCUUCUUUCAAUUGCCAAGAAGGUUGAAGUGGUAAGAUCAUGAGCUUUUGGUUAUUUUCAUCGUCAUUGUGGCUGCUGUAUGUAUUUUUGCUGAUAUAUAUAUAUAGGUGGUUUUAUCCUCUACAUGUAGUUGACAUAGAACUUUGUGUCCUUGCCUUCCCAACUUCUUGUUGGCUGCGGUAUCCAUAUUAGAGCUGCAACACAGAGAUGGGUUUUACAAAUCCAUGGGGUUUCACUUGACUUGGACUUAAAGUCAAGCCAGUUGUUGUGUCAUUUGCUUCUCACCCUUGGCAUUUGCCCAUUGAGAGCGGAAUUGGUUAUCUCUUGCGCCCCAUUGUCGCGUGCAAGACAAUACAAGAAUUUUGGUCUUUAGCGACCACAAUAUCAGAGACUACUAAAUGUUGUCGCUGAUGACAUUUUCUUGUUAACGAGUUAUCUACGAUGACAUUUGUUGGUCGUCACUGAUAAUCUGAAAUUUUUUGAUAUUAGCAACGACAAAAUUGUCAUCACGGAUGUCUCGUCGCUGAUACACAGGUGGGAAUUUUUUAUUUUUAUUUUUAUUUUUUUGUGCGCGAGGUCCCAUCAAUUUUAUAGCAGUGACAUAUUACUUAUGUCACUUUUAGCGACUGCAUAUUACAUUGGGGAGUAGGGUUUCCUUGCUUUCUCUAAGACAUUCUAGUGUCUUGUCAUAAAUCUGAAUUGUAUGAUUAAAAUAUGCUAGAUUUUACUUAGUUUUUGUAGUUCCUGGGGUGGGUAAAAUAGAACUCCAGUAUACUGCUAGCAAACUAACUUGUGAAGAAGAGCUAGUUGACCUCAAUAUUAAAAAUGAUCUCUAACAUACAAAAGAGAUUUUAACAUGAAUCUUUCUUUUAUUGAGUCUCAUACUGCCUAAGGAGAUUAGUUGACCUCAAUAUUAAAAAUUAUCCUUCAUACCCUGUUCCUCCUGUACCAAUGCCUGCUCCUGCUCCUGCUCCUGUGCCAGCACCUAGCAGUUAUGUACCCGUUCAGGUAAUGCCUGUAUGCCGAUCGAGCUUCUUUUUUUGCACCUUAUUUUGAAUGGUUUCUUUUGAAGUAUGUAUCGCUAGCUGAAGCUGAUUAUUGUGCUUAUACUCUCUUUAUGGAUGGCCCAUACUCUCACUGCUUGUAUCUCACAAUGCAAUCAUUCUGCACUGUGUAGAUGAGUUUUUCCAGGAUAGGAGUGCAGAACCGUGCAUGCAUUUAGUAGUUAAUUUCUAGGCUCUUGGAAUAUACCGUUUGCAGUUGCCCACAUGGAAGUCAUUUAGUCUUUUAAUCUGGAAAAUUUGAGUUAUUUAUUCUUGGCAGAAUAUUUACCUUAUCCAUUAUAAAAUAUGGACGGCUGAAUUUGUAAAUCGACUUGCAGCUGAAUCCAGGAGUUUCUAUAAACAUAAGGCAAUUUCUUCAUGAUGCUCCUGAGACAUGUUAUUUCACAUGCUAUGACUUAUUGCUGAACACAAUUACACACAGGAUGGUUCCCCUCAACUUCUAGAAAGAUUGUAAUGAAUUUUCUGUAGUGGCUGACAUCAUUAUGGUUGCUCCUUGGAGAUGCUUCCCAGCAUACUUGAACUGCAUUGUUUUUGAAAUAAUAAGGUCUAUCUACAGGCUUGCAUA